Cynocephalus volans (Philippine flying lemur) is the source of this 2976-nucleotide messenger RNA. RefSeq names its product GRIP1 associated protein 1 (gene GRIPAP1). Gene Ontology annotation, cellular component: glutamatergic synapse; postsynaptic recycling endosome; extrinsic component of postsynaptic early endosome membrane. NCBI's taxonomy places the organism in Eukaryota, Metazoa, Chordata, Mammalia, Dermoptera, Cynocephalidae. Gene Ontology annotation, biological process: neurotransmitter receptor transport, endosome to postsynaptic membrane; regulation of modification of synaptic structure; regulation of neurotransmitter receptor transport, endosome to postsynaptic membrane. The transcript has 26 exons. The record is from RefSeq and is a predicted model, not a curated record. Bases 23 to 2536 code for a protein of 837 amino acids.
CAGGGGGGAUGGGGGGAGGAACAUGGCGCAAGCUCUGUCCGAGGAGGAGUUUCAGCGGAUGCAGGCUCAGCUCCUGGAACUCCGGACAAACAACUACCAGCUUUCAGAUGAGCUACGCAAGAAUGGUGUGGAACUUGUCAGUCUUCGACAGAAGGUCGCCUUCCUGGAUAAGGAGUUCAGCAAAGCUCAGAAGGCACUGAGCAAGAGCAAGAAAGCUCAGGAAGUCGAGGUACUGCUGAGUGAAAACGAGAUGCUGCAGACAAAACUGCACAGCCAGGAGGAAGACUUCCGUUUGCAGAACAGCACGCUUAUGGCCGAGUUCAGCAAGCUCUGUAGCCAGAUGGAACAGCUGGAGCGGGAGAACCAGCAACUGAAGAAUGGGAUUGCUGGAGCAGGGACUGCCCAAGUUGGGCCCCUUGUGGAUGGGGAGCUAUUGAGACUACAGGCAGAAAACACAGCAUUGCAGAAAAAUGUGGCAGCCCUGCAGGAGCGCUAUGGGAAAGAGGCCAGGAGGUCCUCAGUUAUCAGUGAGGGCCACAGGGACCCCCCAGGGGGCCUGGCCCCCACUGUCCUGGCCUCCAUGCCAUUGGCAGAGGUGGAGCUGAAAUGGGAAAUGGAGAAAGAGGAAAAAAGAUUGCUCUGGGAGCAACUGCAAGGCUUGGAGAGCUCAAAACAGGCUGAAACAUCCAGGCUGCAGGAGGAACUUGCUAAGCUCUCUGAGAAACUGAAAAAGAAACAAGAAAGUUUUUGCCGUCUGCAGACAGAGAAGGAGACACUGUUUAAUGACAGCAGGAAUAAGAUUGAAGAGUUACAGCAGCGGAAGGAAGCCCAGUUGGCUCGAACCCAGAAGCUACAGCAGGAGCUUGAGGCUGCCAAUCAGAGCUUGGCAGAGCUAAGAGAUCAGAGGCAGGGGGAGCGCCUGGAGCAUGCGGCAGCUUUGCGAGCCCUACAAGAUCAGGUGUCCAUCCAGAGUGCAGAUGCGCAGGAACAAGUGGAAGGACUUUUGGCUGAGAACAAUGCCUUGAGGACUAGCCUGGCUGCCCUGGAGCAGAUCCAAACAGCAAAGACCCAAGAACUAAAUAUGCUCCUGGAACAGACCACUGUGCUGACAGCUGAGUUGCAGCAGUGGCAGGCCAACUACGAGGACCUCAUGGGACAGAAAGAUGACCUCAACUCCCAGCUCCAGGAGUCAUUACGGGCCAAUAGUCGGCUGCUGGAACAACUUCAAGAAAUAGGGCAGGAGAAGGAGCAGUUGACCCAGGAACUACAGGAGGCUCGAAAGAGUGCUGAGAAGCGGAAGGCCAUGCUGGAUGAGUUAGCAAUGGAGACGCUGCAGGAGAAGUCACAGCACAAGGAAGAGCUGGGAGCAGUCCGACUACAGCAUGAGAAGGAGGUGCUGGGGGUGCGUGCCCGCUAUGAGCGUGAGCUCCGAGAGCUGCAUGAAGACAAGAAGCGGCAGGAGGAGGAGCUCCGUGGGCAGAUCCGGGAGGAGAAGGCCCGAACACGGGAGCUGGAGAAUCUCCAGCAGACAGUGGAAGAACUUCAAGCUCAGGUACACUCCAUGGAUGGUGCCAAGGGCUGGUUUGAACGGAGCUUGAAGGAAGCCGAGGAAUCCCUGCAGCAGCAGCAGCAGGAACAAGAGGAAGCCCUCAAGCAGUGUCAGGAGCAGCAUGCCACCGAGCUGAAGGGUAAAGAAAAGGAACUACAGGGUGUGCGGGAUCAGCUCCAGCAGGCCCAGGAGGAGCGGGAUUGCCACCUGAAGACCAUCAGCAGCCUGAAGCAGGAGGUGAAGGACACAGUAGAUGGGCAGCGGAUCCUGGAGAAGAAGGGCAGUGCUGCGCUCAAGGACCUUAAGCGGCAGCUGCACCUGGAGCGGAAAAGGGCAGACAAACUGCAGGAGCGGCUGCAGGACAUCCUCACCAACAGUAAGAGCCGCUCAGGCCUGGAGGAGCUGGUUCUUUCAGAGAUGAAUUCACCAAGCCGGACCCAGACAGGGGAUAGCAGUAGCAUCUCCUCCUUCAGCUACCGGGAGAUCUUGCGGGAGAAGGAGAGCUCGGCCAUUCCAGCCAGGUCCUUAUCCAGCAGUCCUCAGUCCCAGCCCCCUCGGCCAGCAGAGCUGUCAGAUGAGGAAGUGGCUGAGCUCUUUCAGCGGCUGGCAGAGACACAGCAGGAGAAAUGGAUGCUGGAGGAGAAGGUGAAGCACCUAGAGGUAAGCAGCGCCUCAAUGGCUGAGGACCUCUGCAGGAAGAGCGCCAUCAUUGAGACCUAUGUCAUGGACAGCCGGAUUGAUGUGUCUGUGGCAGCAGGCCACACAGACCGCAGUGGGCUGGGCAGCGUCCUGAGAGACCUAGUGAAGCCAGGUGACGAGAACCUUCGGGAGAUGAACAAGAAGCUGCAGAACAUGCUGGAGGAGCAGCUCACCAAGAAUAUGCACUUGCACAAGGACAUGGAAGUUCUUUCCCAGGAAAUUGUGCGGCUCAGCAAGGAGUGUGUGGGGUCUCCUGACCCAGACCUGGAGCCUGGAGAAGCCAGCUAAAGACCUGCAGUCUGCACCCACUCCCUCCCCUUCCCAGCCCCCAGGAUGCCAUUCCCUUGGGCUGUGGUGGGAAAAAUGGGGGCCCAUUGAAUAGGUCCGGAGACUGGACAUUAAUGGGGCUGGAGGCCUGAUGGCUGGUGUUAAUGACCCUGUCUUAGGUCAGAGGCCCCAAGGGAGUGGGGCUCCUGAGGGAAGGGGCAGGAAUUUCUCCUUCUUGGCCCUGGCUUCCAAGGGGUUUCUACGUUCAUCUCUGCAUGAGCUCUCCCUCCCAGAGACCAACUCUUUUUUAAUUUUCUUUUAUUUUUUAAUUUAUGUCUGGAAGCCUGGCUACUCUGCAUUUGGGAUUGGGGCUGUUGGGUGGGGGUGCAGUCCAUGUUCAGCAUUCUAGCAAUAUGUGUAUAUGUAUGUGUGUGUGUAAAGGCUGUGCAGCCAAAAUACCA